This is a messenger RNA of Actinia tenebrosa (Australian red waratah sea anemone), 2833 nucleotides long. RefSeq lists its product as uncharacterized. Lineage: Eukaryota; Metazoa; Cnidaria; Anthozoa; Actiniaria; Actiniidae. The record is from RefSeq and is a predicted model, not a curated record.
ACACCAACACCAACAACAAAAAAAGGUUUAAAAAAAUACCCUCGCUGGCGGCACAGGCAUGACGGUAAAGAAGGCAUAGCUGUAAUACUGACAAUGGAAAUUCUUUUUUGAUAUAGAUUCCUUACCAACAGAGACAUUAGCUGGCAAUAUUUACAGCGCAAGCGUAUGAGUACAACGUUUGAUACCGCUGAAAACAAGGACAUUAAAAGAACCACUGAUAGUAGUAAUGGUGCGACAACCAUGCAACACGACGACCGAGAAACGGGGCAGGGAGCGAAGGAUUUACUUACAACGUGCAAUCCAGAACCAGCAGAACAACUGAAAGAAUUGAGAGAAAAAGAGAGCAACGAAAUAAGAAACGAGCCCGGAAAUGGAAUGGAAACUUUAGACUCAUACGCCGAGAUAAAAUAUUCAGAUAAUGACAUAGAAAAGAGUAAAAGGAUGCAUUCUAAUACUGUCGUUUCCAAAGAGCAUGAUAAGACUCAACCUGUUAAGAAAGAACGUGACAGGAUGCAGUUGGUCGCUACACGAGAACGUAACAUGACUCAAGCUGUACGUAGCAGCAGUGUAACGCAUGUGGAUCAUGUGACUGAGAGUACUCGGAACUUCAAACCAACCACGAAAACAUCAUUGGGAGAUAGUUCGAAGGCUACGACGACAGAAUCUGUUCUUCCAACUAGUUAUAAAACCAAGACUGGAAGUGUAUCGUACACCCCAACGAAACGACCCUUGAAAAGUCUCAACUCUUGUAACCUGCCAAAUCUCAAUCCAUGGGAUGAAUCAAUCAAACACCUUUUAAAAGACGUUGGAUUUGAUCCCAGAUGCAGCUCGCGGUCCGAGAGUUCCUUUUAUGAUGUCAUUGUCAAUAGAUUGGUUUUGAGGAACAAUUCUGGCACGCGACCCGUCGUCUCCUUGGAAACCAUCCACCGUGAGAAAAAUACAGACAAUUCUUAUUAUGCCACCAAGGAAACUUUACAGAUGAACGCUUCAGCUGAUGGGGGCUAUGAAAGUAAGCCAAUAUUGGGGUCUGAUUUUUUUCGGAUAUCUUAUUCUUUGAAAGGAGAGUACCAUAGAAAAACGUAUUAUUAUGCUAGAGUUGUCGCGCGGCAGGAUGUCGUACAACAAUCAAAAAUGAUAAGACUUAAACACAAUCUUAAGAAAGGUCUUCCUUUGAAUAUAUUGAUGCUGGGAAUUGAUUCUACUUCGAAUGCUAAUUUCGUACGCAAGAUGCCGCACACUUUAGAUUGGUUAAAAACGGAAAUGCGCUCUUACGUCUUGAAGGGAUAUUCAAUUGUAGGUGAUGCAACCACGCCUGCAUUAACUGCAUUACUUACAGGAGAACGCGAGUCGACUCUCCCCGAGGGACGUAUCGGGGUUUCCGGUAGCAAGCAUAUAGAUGAAUGGCCUUGGAUCAGUAGACUGUACGAGAAGCAUGGAUAUGUGACGUUGUACUCGGAGGAUGACCCUGAAAUGAGCACGUUUCAUCUACGGCUCAAGGGCUUCUCUCAGCCACCGUUCCAUCACUAUAUGCGUCCCUUCUGGCUAGCUAUCGAGGAUGAAGAGAUGAGAGACGAGACAGGGAUUUGUUCUGGAGGAGUGUCUUUGGUGAACUACACCAUGGACUAUCUGGUCAGUUUUUUUGAAGCUUAUAAAGAAACCCCUAAGUUCGCAAUGGGGUUGUUAUCAUAUUUGACGCAUGCACAUCCAAACCAACUGAGUUACGGAGACCUGGAUGUCUUGUCCAUGCUUGAGAAAUUGAAAUCUCGUGGCAACCUGAAUGACACUCUUCUGGUUAUAUUUGGAGACCACGGCUCACGAAACGACGACGUUAGAAAUACAAUGCAAGGAAAGUUAGAGGAGCGGUUGCCAUGGUUAUCGAUAUCAGUCCCUGAUUGGUUGGAAUCUGAGUAUCCUGACUUGACCGCCGCACUUGCUAAUAAUGAGCAGAUUAUUAGCUCACCGUUUGAUGUCCACACAACACUACGUCAUAUGUUAGCUUAUCCAGAAAUCCCCAAGGCAGGUAGCUACCACAGUCUUUUCACUAAUCUAUCACGUGACCGGACGUGCCAAGAUGCAGGUAUAGACGAACACUGGUGCCCAUGUCUACAGUUUACACCUGAUGAUACACAACGUCAAUCUGUUAUUGGAUCCGCCCAAGCAGUAGUAGACCACAUAAAUAAACGACUGACCAGCAGUCCCAGGCUAAAGAGAGCGUGUCAUGUUAUAAGCCUUGUCAGGAUCCAUAGCGUUAUGAAAUAUGAACCCAAUUACAAAGUACAGACAUUCCAUUCUACCAACCAGAAAGUUUACAACAGCAGUCCAAGGUAUAGAACGCCUACUAAGGAUGAUUUGCACUACUUGAUCACCAUGGAAACGUCGCCUAUGGGUGCGCUCUUUGAAGCCACAGUUGCAAUUACUCAUAACGAUACCGUGGUUGUUAAUCCUAAUAUAAGUAGAAUCAACCUUUAUGGAGAUCAACCAAAUUGUAUUGCGAGGACGCAUCCAUACCUUAAGAAAUUCUGUGUGUGCAAAGCUUAAUAACUGAAUACCUGAACUGAGAUUUAUUGUUAUUGUAUCAAAGUCGAAUAAAACUGAUAAAAUACAUAUUUAAGAAUAGAUAAGCUUAAAUAUAUAAAUACAUAUAGGUAUCGCGAUUCACUAAAUUAUUCCACUAGGAAUAUAAAACAGCGCGCACAUCCAUUAACAAUGAAAGAAAAAUAUUUAGAAAAAUUACGCCAUAUAAAUCAAUGUCCUAAAAAGUCAAUCUCCUAAGAAAAAUCGUAUAUGAUAAUAUAUAAAUCGUGAAUAAAUUAUGAUCAGGAGAGAUAAUAAA